Messenger RNA from Rhizophagus irregularis DAOM 181602=DAOM 197198, 1059 nucleotides. RefSeq lists its product as uncharacterized. The record is from RefSeq and is a predicted model, not a curated record. NCBI's taxonomy places the organism in Eukaryota, Fungi, Glomeromycota, Glomeromycetes, Glomerales, Glomeraceae.
AUGGAACAAGAAAAAUCGAGUAUUGCGCAGUUAAUAAAUGUAUUAUUAGAUCCAAUACCUCAGUAUGUAACGGGUUGUUUACCCGCUCUCCUAAUUAUAGGAGAAUCACCGAUGAAUAGUUUUACGAAAAAGCUAGCAUGGAUGUUGAUUUGCCUUGGGUGUCCGUUUGUUGGAUUGAUUUUUAACCUCAACAUAGGAAGUGAACCGGAAUCACGCUGUAUAUAUUGGCUUCAAGCCGAUUUUUUUACAGACGUAUCCGGAAACUCAUUAAAUUAUAGACCUUUCGGAGUCCGUUCUCUAACACUGAGCAAAAAUCAGAAACACAAACGCACUCUAAUGACUUAUGUAGACCGUUGUACAGCGAAAGCCUCAGUACUGGAGAGACUUUCUUCAUUGCUACCAGCAUACUACAUAAUAGUCGGUAUAUUGGCAGGAAUAUCUAUGGUGACAGAAUCGGUCGUCUGUGAUGAAUGGCCAUUUAUACCAUUGUUAUUGUCCUGGACAAUCCCAGCAAUAUUAAGGAGAGGAAUUGUAGGGAAUCUGAUAGUUAAAGAUCCUAAUGUGGAGUUCAAGUUGCAAAAGGUAGUAAUGGAUCAGCCAAAUGAUGAUGAUAGAUAUCAUAAACGUUGUACCGUUGCGUUAACUGCCCUUGCAUCAAUAAUUUAUCCUUGGAUAACAGUAGUUCUGGCAUAUUAUUCACCUCCAAUCGGGUUUUUUUGUCGGAGCAAAUUUAUCACAGUGAUAUGUUCUAUAUGGACAUUUAAUAAUUUGUUGGGAUUUUUAUGUCACUGUUAUGAGGGAAAAAACUUAUUCGAUUUGGGUAAAGGGAUGUUACGUGUUCUUUUUUUUAUUUCUGGUUUUAUAGUAGCAAUUCUUUUGUUUGUUCUAAGCUUGCUUGCCAAGAAUAAUGAAUGGUGGGUAGGAUUAUUUGGAGAUUCUUGUGGCGCACCGAUUUCCGAACAGAUCCGAGAUGAUCACCGCUUCGGAUCCAAGGUAAUCACACCUCAGGAUAAACAAACACGCCUAAUCACUGCUCCGGAAGAUAUGACCUACACAUAG